CUCUGUUAUAUUAUUUAAAUGUGACAUUUAAAUAAAUCAAUACAUUUUGAUGGAAAAUAAAGGUUUAGAGAAGGCUAUGUAUGUCUAGGCAAUAGACCAAGAUUGACCUUGGAUUGAAUUUGAAACUUCCUGUAAAAUGAAUAGAAAAAAAGCGAUGAAUGGGCCCAUUUGUACUUUUUUGUAAUUGAAAAUAAUUAUUUAAACUAAGGUACAAAUAUAUCGUGUGAACUGCAGUAUGGCUGCGCCAUGUGAGGCUGCACACUCUGGUACAGUACACUAGGUGGCAGUAUGGACCUCGAGUGGCUGUAAUCUGCCAAUGACAAGCUAAAGAAGAAGAACUGCGCCAGUUAAUCACAACAGAGCAUGAACGCAUGCUAUUGCAGUUAUUAAUUUUUUAAUUGUUACUUGAAUUUCAGUAAACGUUAAUCUAUAAUGCCACCAAAGGGAAAAGGUGGCAAGGGCGGUAAAGGAGCAGCUUCAGGAAGUGCAGACGCUGACAAGAAAGAGAAAGCACCAAAGGGAGGCACUGCUGUGAAGGUUCGACACAUCCUCUGUGAAAAACAUGGGAAAUGCAUGGAGGCAAUGGAGAAACUGAAGGCUGGAGUCCGUUUCAGUGAAGUAGCAAUACAGUACAGUGAAGACAAAGCAAGACAAGGAGGUGAUCUGGGCUGGAUGACGCGAGGAUCGAUGGUUGGACCUUUCCAGGAUGCAGCAUUUGUCCUUCCUGUCAGUUCCAUGGAUAAACCAGUCUACACAGACCCUCCUGUUAAGACAAAGUUUGGGUAUCACAUUAUUAUGGUAGAGGGGAAAAAGUGACGUGGGAUGGCUCAACACGUGAAAUUAGGGCAUACAAAUUCUACAGUGCGCUAUAUUGUGAAACUGAUUAUUUCCUGAUCUUACCGUUUCAAUGCAAUGUUUGGUUUUUAUUUUCCAGAAUGUUUAAGAAUAAGAAAAUUAAAUGAUCCCCAUGUGUCAACUUU
Cottoperca gobio is the source of this 980-nucleotide messenger RNA. It is a transcript of the gene pin4, whose product is annotated as protein (peptidylprolyl cis/trans isomerase) NIMA-interacting, 4 (parvulin). Gene Ontology annotation, molecular function: peptidyl-prolyl cis-trans isomerase activity; DNA binding. Bases 433 to 816 code for a protein of 127 amino acids. NCBI's taxonomy places the organism in Eukaryota, Metazoa, Chordata, Actinopteri, Perciformes, Bovichtidae. The transcript has 4 exons. The record is from RefSeq and is a predicted model, not a curated record. Gene Ontology annotation, biological process: rRNA processing.